GCCCUCGGGGGAGCCGGAAGCCGGGUGUAGGAGGCCCGGGGAAGGAAGCCCUGUGAGGCUUACUAACUAGCCCAAGGUUGGGGCUGGGGAAGCCCUCGCUGUCCGGCGGAGCCAGCGGCCGGCGCUCCGCCACAGUGCCGGGACCAUGGGGACUCCGCGCCGCCGCCCACCGGUGGUUCCCGAGCCCGCGCUGGGACUGCUGCUUCUGCUGCUGAGCGCGCUGGCCCCGGGCCGCGCCACCCCGCGCCUCUUGGACUUCCCGGCUCCGGUCUGCGCGCAGGAGGGGCUGAACUGCAAAAUCAAGAAUAGUACCUGCCUGGAUGACAGCUGGAUCCACCUUCAAAACCUGACCUCGUCGUCCCCAAAGCAGGUCAAUAUCAAGCUGAACUUUGCCUCCACCCAGCGCGGAGACCUGGUCCCUGUGCUGCACAUUGAGUGGACAUUGCAGACAGACGCCAGCAUCCUGUACCUCAAGGGCGUAGAGCUUUCCGUCCUGCAGCUGAACACCAAUGAGAGGCUGUGCGUGGAGCUCGUGUUUCUAUCCAGGCUACAGCAUCAUCGUAAGCGGUGGCGGUUUGCCUUCAGCCACUUUGUAGUAGAUCCUGGCCAGGAGUAUGAAGUGACUGUUCACCACCUGCCCAAGCCCAUCCCUGAUGGAGACCCAAACCACAAGUCCGUGACCAUCUCUGUGCCUGACUGCGAGGAUGCCCAGAUGAAGAUGACGACACCGUGCGUGAGCUCAGGCAGCCUGUGGGAUCCCAACAUCACUGUGGAGACCUUGGACACCAACCAUCUGCGUGUGAGCUUCACCCUGUGGAAUGAAUCCAUCCCCUACCAUAUCUUGCUAGAUAGUUUUCCACACUCAGAGAACCAAAGCUGCUUUGAUGACUUUAAGGCAAUACCUGCGCCCAGAGAAGAAGAAUUCCACCAGCGAUCCAACAUCACAUUCACCCUAAGCAAGUCUAGCUUGUGCUGCCGCCACCGUGUGCAGGUCCAGCCCUUCUUCAACAGCUGCCUGAAUGACUGCUUGAGACAUGCUGUGACAGUGCACUGCCCAGACAUCUCACCGGACCCAGUUUCCAUUGCCGACUAUAUUCCCCUCUGGGUGUAUGGCUUCAUCACAGGCAUCGCCAUUCUGCUCGUGGGCUCUGUCAUCCUGCUGGUGGUCUGCAUGACCUGGAGGCUUUCUGGGGCUGAUCAUGAGAAACACACUGAUGACUCCAAGAUCAAUGGCAUCUUGCCUUUAGCCGACCUGACUCCCCUACCCCUGAAGCCCAGAAAGGUCUGGAUCGUCUACUCAGCUGACCACCCGCUGUAUGUGGAGGUGGUCCUAAAGUUCGCCCAGUUCCUGAUCACUGCCUGCGGCACUGAAGUAGCCCUGGACCUCCUGGAAGAGCAGCUUAUCUCAGAGGUGGGGGUCAUGACCUGGGUGAGCCGACAGAAGCAAGAAAUGGUAGAGAGCAACUCCAAAAUCAUCAUCCUGUGCUCCCGAGGCACCCAGGCCAAGUGGAAGGCCAUCUUGGGCUGGUCUGAGCCGGCUCUCCAGCUACGGUGUGACCGGUGGAAGCCUGCAGGGGACCUCUUUACUGCGGCCAUGAACAUGAUCCUGCCAGAUUUCAAGAGGCCAGCCUGCUUCGGCACCUACAUCGUUUGCUACUUCAGUGGCAUCAGCAGGGAGGGUGAUGUCCCCGACCUUUUCAACAUCACCUCCAGGUACCCACUCAUGGAUAAAUUUGAGGAGGUCUACUUCCGGAUCCAGGACCUGGAGAUGUUUGAACCUGGCCGGAUGCACCACGUCAAAGAGCUCACAGGGGAGAAUUACCUGCAGAGCCCUAGUGGCCGGCAGCUCAAGGAAGCUGUGGUUAGGUUCCAGGAGUGGCAAACCCAGUGUCCUGACUGGUUUGAACGCGAGAACCUCUGCCUAGCAGAUGACCAAGAUCUCCCAUCCAUGGAUGAAGAAGUGUUUGAAGACCCACCGCUGCCACUAGGGGAAAGAAUUGUUAAGCAACGGCCCCUGGUGCUGGAGCCUGCUUCUGACAGCUGCUUUGCAGUCGAUGUCCGUGUCAUUGAGGAAGAAAGUGCAGUGGCAAAGCUGGAUCUCCAGCUGCGGCCACAAAGAGAGCUGGAGGCUCAGGCCCUCCAAACCAUAGUGCUGCCGCCAGAACAGGUCCCCACAGCUCGCGUGGUGGAACCUGUCUAUCUUCCAGAUGGCAGGGCAGCUGCUACCCAGCUGAUUGUGGCAGAGGACAGCGAGGCCUGCCCGCUGCUGGGCGCCCAGAGAAACAGCAUCCUCUGCGUCCCCAUGGACUCAGAUGACUUGCCUCUUUGUAGCACUCCUGACCACCUCCACAGUGAUGCAAGAGAGCAGCUAGAGAGCCUGAUGCUGUCAGUGCUACAGCAGACACUGAGCGGACAGGCCCAGGAGAGCUGGGUGAGGCCCGCAGCGGUCCUCAAGGACUACACACCCUCUGAGGAGGAGCAGCGGCAGUCAGUGCAGUCGGACCAGGGCUACAUCUCCAGAAGUUCCCCACAGCCCCCUGACUGGCUCACAGAGGAGGAAGAGCUAGAACUGGGUCAGUCCGCUGAGCCUCCCUCUCCUGAGGUCCUGCAGAACCUGCGGAGCCUCCAGCGGCAGCUUUUCUUCUGGGAACUUGAGAAGAACCCUGGAUGGGACAGCUUGGAGCCACGGAGGCCAGCCACAGACGAGCAGGCUCCCUCCUAGGGCCUCCUGGGCCUAGUGCUUUCGAGGAUGUAUGUUGUAAUGUUGUGUGUUUGUGUGUGUGGGAAGUGCCUGCUAUGACAUGGAUAGCUAAGUCUGGCAUAACGUGGUAUAUCUGAAGUCCCAGCACCUAGGGACUGGAACUUGAUCUCCUGAACCCCAGGCAGAGGCAGGCAGAUCUCUGUGAGUUCGAGGCCAGCCUGGUCUACAGAGUGAUUCCAAGACAACCAGGAUUUACACAGAGAAACCCUGUCCUACAAAAAUCAACAAAAACAAAACAAGAAAAUCUAAUAAGGAUGGAAAAUUAGCUAGGAUGAUAAUCAGAGACACGAGGCUGCAAGAGAACCCUAAUAUCCCUGGGGGGAGGGGGUAAGGUCUGGGCAGUGGGGAGCUGCUUUCACGAGAGAGGGGCAGCCUGUAGGUUGAG
Messenger RNA from Acomys russatus (golden spiny mouse), 3146 nucleotides. It is a transcript of the gene Il17ra, whose product is annotated as interleukin 17 receptor A. The coding region runs from base 146 to 2722 and encodes 858 amino acids. The transcript has 13 exons. The record is from RefSeq and is a predicted model, not a curated record. Gene Ontology annotation, molecular function: interleukin-17 receptor activity. NCBI's taxonomy places the organism in Eukaryota, Metazoa, Chordata, Mammalia, Rodentia, Muridae.